Messenger RNA from Penicillium cataractarum, 609 nucleotides. RefSeq lists its product as uncharacterized. The transcript has a single exon. The coding region runs from base 1 to 609 and encodes 202 amino acids. The record is from RefSeq and is a predicted model, not a curated record. NCBI's taxonomy places the organism in Eukaryota, Fungi, Ascomycota, Eurotiomycetes, Eurotiales, Aspergillaceae.
AUGUUAUUCGAUAGGAGGAUCAAAAAUCGCAACAAACGCCGCGUUUAUAUCACGCUGCACCACCGUGAUGAUCUAUCGCUGCCACACAACCGAAAGAAAAUGGGAUAUGGGGCUUAUAACUGGUCGAUUAUAAUCACCCCGAAGGUCUCAACAGGCGCAGACAGCUUCGCAUACGAUGUCACCAACGUUCCCGAGCCGGACGCCUUUUUCAAAUUCGAGUCCAACCCUGACCGUGAGUGGCGCUAUCGACAGAAACCGCACGUCGACCCGACCAACUGCUCGACGUUGGUCAAGAAGAUCCUGAUAGGCAAGAUCCCAAACGACAUCACGUACUCGCUUAUCCAGUACCUCCUAGAGACGAUCCCGAUUACGGAAAACGAUACCCACCACAAGCAGACUGGGGUCAGAUGGAUUGUCCAUGCCAUCCAUAAGCUCCAGCAUACUGUUCUCCUUGCGGAGAUGUUCAGUAUUCGUGAGUUUAUGGAUGAGGCCAUCAAGCUCGCAGAUGAACGCUUGCGGUUGGGGUCGUCUGUUCCGGAAGUAACGGACUUCACGAAGCGGCCCCCGUCAACCAAUUACUCUGACAUGUCGCCACCGUCAUCUGGUUAG